AAGUCUUCACUAUAGAUGAUUUUAUUGGUGAUAUCUUAGCAGAUGAUUUGUUACUAGAGAUAACUGAAAUCGAUUCUUUGACUACCUGUUCUGGGAGAGUUAUAGGUUCAAUGCUAGUUAUGGAGAGAUUCUCUUCACAUAUUUAUGAAGCAGGUCAUUCCGCUACAUUUGUGAGGGCUAGGCUAGUGUUAAGAGCAGGUCAUUCUGCUCCUGAUUUUAGCUGA
Molecule: messenger RNA, 224 nt
Organism: Funneliformis mosseae
Lineage: Eukaryota; Fungi; Glomeromycota; Glomeromycetes; Glomerales; Glomeraceae
Source: the annotation of a GenBank genome assembly